UCACAUACCCCAAAGGAAAUAGUUAACUAUAAAGUUGAUUAAAAUGUGAAUGGUUAUUGAGAAAUAUUUGGAGUUCCUCAGUAAUAGGAUAUUGUACAUAUACAUUUCCAGCUCAAUACGUGCACAUAUCUAAACAACAAAGCACAGGAAAAAUUGCAGUCAUGGUGGUCAUAUCCAUGGAAAAUAGCUGGUGAUUACAAGAUUCUGAUUAAGCAGCUUGAGGGAAAAUAACUACUUUGAAAAAGAAAGAAAAAACCUACAUCAAUUAUGUGAGGCCAAUCAGUGAAGUGGCAGCAAUUUAUUACAGAUUAACAUUUUAGUACUUCGUUGGAGAUUGGUAGCAUGGGUGACUAAGGAGUUCUCAUGAGAGUAGUUUCUGAGUUACUCUGCGAAUAUAAAACCUUGUCCUUGAGAGAGCAUUUCUCUGGUAAAAGGGAUAAAGAAGAAGGAGAAAGAGGCUCUACUCUACAACCUUCUUCCUAAACUAGACCUCUGUCUUCAAAGAGGAGUCAGGACGGAAAAGGAAAAAAAAACUACGAGAAACAAGCAGGAACAUCAAAAUGAAGAAGGACAAUGUGAUUUGGGUCCCUCUUCAACUUUGUGGGUUUUCUUCAGCUUCUGAGACGGUGCAUAAUGAAGUUUAACUAGGCAACACCCCUUUUGGGAAGGAAAAGAAGAAUCACAUCGGAUGAUGAGCAAGGGCGCCCAAGUGGUAGCCGUCUCUAUUUUGGCAUGUCUGGCUCAGAUUCCACAGGUGAAACUGCAAGAGAAUUGUACAAACAAUGAUCCCUGUUCCCACACAAACUGGAUCCAUCACUGGUACAUCUGCCUUCCAUUCCAUGUUUGGACCAGCUGCCAGGAGAAUACUCGCAGUAGCCCAUUCCCACAGUGGAGCGCCAGCAGUGCAUCACCCUGCCCGAACAGAGCCGCCCCCCCCAAUCUAUGAGGAAGCCAUACAUGUGAACAGAUUCACAGUGGCUCGAAGUGGAGAAAGAGUCGUAGAUUUGGAGCUGAUGCCAGAGGAGAAACAGAUCAUCGGUCCUAAGAAAGAAGAAGAGCAGGAAGCAGCUUCCACAGUCAGAUGAUCAGCAAAUCUUCCAAAGAAACCUUCACAGACACAUAUACAGCUAAUUCAAUUGCUCCUGUUUUAUCAGAACCUCGUAUCAUAUUUGCCAAAUCCUCUAUUUUCAAUAUUAUAAUUCUAUAAAUGUGCAAAAUAAGAAAUAAAUUGCAUAUAACAUGCUCAUGCACAUA
Molecule: messenger RNA, 1254 nt
Organism: Thamnophis sirtalis
Lineage: Eukaryota; Metazoa; Chordata; Lepidosauria; Squamata; Natricidae
Source: RefSeq, a predicted model, not a curated record